UCUCCAGCUGGCCAGCAGUGCCUUCAAGUUGUGCUCAACCGUACCAUCAUCCGCACCACGCCGUACACGUUUUUGAUUUCUGUGUGUACCUCAUUCUAAUUCGCGCGUUGCUCCUCGAGAUUGGACGCGUGUCGGCCGCUGCUGGUCCAGGAAAGUGUGAAAUAGUGAAAUGAAACGCCAAUAAUAAUCAUCGGGAGAAGAUUUGUAUAAUUGUCUCUGAUUCUUCCCGGCGCCGAUUCAGACACACUUCAACAUUCAGCCCGGUCAGAUGUGCACCGAACUGGUCGAGUACAAGAUCUGUCCAGGAAUUUUGCCAACUAUACUAUUGAAUCUGAUCUUAACCAAACAAAUAUACAUAACUGUGCAGUGUGUAGUUUAGUGUCAGUGUGUUUUGCUGAUGCCUCGAAGAUUGGAUUAAAACGUAAUCAAUAAUCGAAAUUUUUUGUACACCGUCAUAUAGUUGUAGCAAGUGUCUUUAAGUACCAAAAAAGUUCAAUAAUUAGUAAUGAGUAACAAAAAGCGGCAAGGAGACGUGGACAGCGGCGAUGCAGAUGCAUAUCACCAACUGACACCAAAAACGAAUUUGCAACUAAUCAGUCCAACCUUAACUGCGGGGUAUGGGAAGGAUACGGAUGCAGAAACGCUAGGACUGAGAGGGUCGCUUGCUGAACUGGCUCGGGUAGCCAACAAGAGAAGCAAUCGAAUGCAGCUUAUGAUGAGUGUUUUGGCUAAUUUGACGGUGCUCUCCUCAGGCAUGGGUUUAGGAUAUUCCGCAAUCACACUGCACUCGCUUACUAGAGAGGGUGAUCCGUUACGGUUAGAUGCCAAUCAGGCGUCAUGGUUUGCUUCCAUAAAUUCUAUCGCGUGCCCCUUCGGUGGACUACUGUCAGGCUACUUGUUGGAUCGCAUUGGACGAAAGUGGACUCUGGUACUGAUCAAUGUGCUGUCCAUCAGUUCGUGGACGUUAAUUGCUGUGUCCAGCAGCACUAACUUCGAGCUGAUGUAUACGCAAAUUUUAAUCGCUCGGGUUGUUAUAGGACUGGUAAUUGGCUUGGUAAGCGCUCCGGCAUCAAUCUACUCUGCUGAAAUAGCCAUCCCUAGCAUGCGGGGUCGUCUCACCGUGCUAACGUCCCUCGCAAUCGCCGUAGGCAUUUUGAUGAUCUACACAUUCGGUUACUUUAUUCCCGAAGACUUUCGUAUGGUGGCCGCCAUCGCGUCCGUAUGCUGCGUCGGAUCGCUGUUGAUGCUGAUCCCAUUGCCCGAAUCACCUGCUUGGCUCAUGUCUAAGCAGAGGGACGCGGAGGCAGAACGAUCGCUGAAGAAAAUACGAGGCUUUGGGUCGUGUGGUAAAACGAUACCGGAAAUUGAACACGAGUUGGCACGCUUGCGAGAUAAUGUAGAAGCACAGAAACGGGCAGGAAAGGAACGGUUUUUGGACUUGAUCAAGCAACCUCAAGUUUACAAACCUUUAGGGGUAAUAAUUGGGUUCUUCGGAUUUCAACAGUUCUCUGGAAUCUUCGUAGUCAUCGUAUAUGCAGCAAAGGUUUCAUCGGAAGCAAGUGUGUCGAUCGAUCCUUUUUUGUGCACGGUGCUGAUCGGUGUGACUCGAGUUAUUGCCACUUCUAUGGUGGCCUACAUUCUGGAUACCCUAGGACGCAAGCCUCCGUCGAUUUUUUCCGGUGUGGGAAUGGCCGCCUGUAUGUUCGGCAUUGCUGCUUGUAUAUUCCAUCCCCCGGCGGAAAACCUCCGUUGGCUCCCGACGUUCCUUAUUAUAACUUACAUCUUCACCAGUACUCUAGGAUUCCUCACAAUGCCAUUCAGCAUGUUGGCGGAGUUAUUCCCACAGAAAGUACGUGGUCCUGCAUCCGGAGUGACUGUUUUCUUCGCUUAUUUGAUGUCAUUUGUAAUAAUCAAACUAUAUCCUACCAUGGUUAAUGGCAUGGGUAGUGCCAAUGUGUUCAUUUUCUAUGGAGCAGUAUCUCUCUUGGGCGUUCUUUUUGUGUACUAUGUAGUACCUGAAACCAAAGGAAAAACCCUGCAAGAAAUCGAAGACUAUUUUUGCGGGAAAUCCGUUACAAGGCGAUCGAGUCAAUCGAAUGAUGGAGACAGCGCCAGGAUGUCAUCUUCGGUUCGAGCAUAGUUGUGAAGCGGCGGCAUUUCUCAAAUAAUCGGGCGUACUUAAAUAGCCAUUUCUCUUUAUAUGAAUGGCAUUUCGGCAGCGGCAUUUAAUAUUAAGCGAUUCCCUCUAGAAUUUUUUUAAUUGCCUCUGAUGAGGGCCGAAGUGACAAAGAUGGAAAGUUAUCAAAAUUCAUCAAACGAUACCGAUUGCUAGAACGACCUUAAAUUUAAGUGGUACGCAAUUCGGUCUGUUUGAUGAUCAUUCGUGGGAAACCGUUGAUUAGUGUGCGUAAAUUUGGAUCAAUUGGUAGAAAUUGUUUUCUAUUAGAUGCUGCGCAUAGAACCAUAUACGCUUAAUUAACAGGAAUUUUAUAACAUCACUCUUAGCAGUUACAGUACUGUGAUAGCUUUAAAAUGUUAGAAGUAAGAUCAAGUCAAAUUUGGUUUGUCCAAGUACACGGUUUCACUUAUUGUAAUUUAAAAUGAUAGGCUAGGAAAUAUAUGUUUUAAACAAGCUGAUAA
Armigeres subalbatus is the source of this 2640-nucleotide messenger RNA. Its product is annotated as facilitated trehalose transporter Tret1-2 homolog. The record is from RefSeq and is a predicted model, not a curated record. Gene Ontology annotation, cellular component: membrane. Gene Ontology annotation, biological process: transmembrane transport; carbohydrate transport. The transcript has 5 exons. Gene Ontology annotation, molecular function: sugar transmembrane transporter activity. Bases 506 to 2140 code for a protein of 544 amino acids. Lineage: Eukaryota; Metazoa; Arthropoda; Insecta; Diptera; Culicidae.